Molecule: messenger RNA, 534 nt
Organism: Lecanosticta acicola
Lineage: Eukaryota; Fungi; Ascomycota; Dothideomycetes; Mycosphaerellales; Mycosphaerellaceae
Source: the annotation of a GenBank genome assembly
AUGCAAGCGGCACCAUCAAACGCCUACGCAAUGGACUACAUCCUGCACGAAAUCACACCGAGCUUUUUCAUCUCCCAAUCCGUCAAACUCAACAAACUCCUCAACACGGUGGUGCAGGAAUCCACGACAGCAUCGGAUCCAGAAGCUGGUAUUGACUACCUCCAACUCACAGAGAUUUUGUCUUCGCUUCUGGAAGAGUCUCAGAUCUACAGCAGCAUGAGUGCCGUGGAACUCCAGCAGAGAAGUGCACAGGCGCGACUCUUGAUCACGAGGCUGCGGAGUAUUGAAUUGGCCAUCACGGGUCGGAAAGCGAGGGUGUCGCCCAUGGCGGGCAGUCGCAAGCGGAGCCGGACUCCGGAUGAUGAGGAUGAGAGUCAGCAGCAGCAGGCUUGUCGACUUCGCGUGGAGCUGGAAACGGAACAGGCGGAAGAUGGGAUGCCUGUGUUCGAGGGCCCUUUCGCUGAGAUGGCCCCGACGACUGAGUACAGGCAUCGCGAUCAAUGUGCUUGGUGGAUGGAGCCAUAUUAUGAUUGA